Molecule: messenger RNA, 1442 nt
Organism: Ictalurus furcatus (blue catfish)
Lineage: Eukaryota; Metazoa; Chordata; Actinopteri; Siluriformes; Ictaluridae
Exons: 6
Coding region: 442-1440 (332 amino acids)
Source: RefSeq, a predicted model, not a curated record
CUCUCUCUCGCUCUCUCUCUCGCUCUCUCUCUCUCUCUCUGUGCAGAAGGCAUCAAUCUUCUGGAUCAACUAUGGCAGGUGGCCAACAGCAAUAAUGCCUCUGUAGUGUUGGAAAAUCAGAGAUGUCCAGUUCUGCAUGUAGGACAGUACUCCACUCUCUCCCUACCCUUAGGCCAAGUGUUUGGCCACAGAUUUAACGAUGAGUUCAGCCUGCUGCUCCAGCUACGCAGUUCUCAGCAUGAAGACCGUAGCCUCUUUACGCUCAUCUGCCCAGACGGUCACAUCCUCCUUCAGAUCCGCAUCAGCGCCCAGUCCUUCACCUUUAUUAGCACACAGCAGCGCCAUUACGAGUUUCCUGUGGCUGUGUUGUCUGAUGGGAAUUGGCAUCGGGUGGCAGUGAGUGUGUCGACAGGCCGGUUAGCACUUUAUGUGGACUGCGCCAUGGUGGAAAGUGUUGACUGGGCCUACAAGGAGGGUCUGGGAAUCACCACUGAUGGGCUUAUCAUAGUGGGAGGAAUCAUUGAGGGCUUUGAAAUACCAUUUGAGGGCGAUCUGAAACAGGUGGCAUUCCUGAUGGGGGAUCCUGAUGCAGCCAGAGAUCAGUGUGACGUGUAUUUAUCACGAUGUGAUGGAGCUGCUCAGAAACCCCAACACUUCCUACCCACUCAAGUUCCAGAAGAGCUUUUGCUGUCCUCAAACAACUUGGAGGAUUUACUGGAGAGUUCUGACCAAGAGGACAAGGACAUGAGCCUCAUGGCAAUGAGUGGUGUGAGAAGUCAUGGCCUCACCCGUGGAGAUGGCACACUCCCUACAGGCUCAAAGCGACCCGGCUCCAUUAGCCGCGGAGACGUCUUUGAGGUGGAUGAGUACACUGACCUGAUCGAUCCCAACACCCUGUCUAAAAAUGGUGGCUUACCCCAUAAGAUCCACCCACCCUUUGCUAAAGGCAGCAAGGAGGCCAAGCCAGACUCUACAUCUAAACUUCUAGAUGAGAACAUCACCACUGAGAAAAGCAGUCCUGACAAAGUGUUUCCUAAAAAGCCUGUGGAUAACACCAUUAUUGAUCUGGAUGUUCCUCCCAUUUUGAAAAAACCUCCUGCUGGAGAAAACUCAAGCCACGAGGACCCCGACUCCAACCUGCUGAAGGAAGGAGAGGAGAGAGGGACAUCAACCCAUGUUCCACCUAGCUCGUCCACUGACAGAACAAAUGAAACUCGCAAGAUUGUCCCAAAUGUGGUUCUCACAAGUAGGACGGGGGGCCUGGUGCGAGGCUCAGAUGGGAAGAUGUAUCACUUUCAUCGAGGGCCUCCAGGGCCGAUGGGGCCACCUGGGGAACCUGUGAGUACUACUUAUUUCAUCUUCUGUUCUAUGGUAGCUAACAGAAUUGAUGCCAAACUUCUGUAUCAAUCACAAUUCACAACACUGGUAAAAAUUGUCUAGGG